This is a messenger RNA of Fraxinus pennsylvanica, 357 nucleotides long. NCBI's taxonomy places the organism in Eukaryota, Viridiplantae, Streptophyta, Magnoliopsida, Lamiales, Oleaceae. The record is from the annotation of a GenBank genome assembly.
AUGUUCGCAGCUUGGGUGCCCUAUAUCCCUCUUAAAACUGGAAAGAGAGAUGGCAGAAAAAGAAGAGCUGAUAUACUUGAGCAGUACUUUCCUGACCACAAUGAGAGCAUGAGUGUUGUUCUUGAGAGGUUCUCCAGCAUUGGAAUUGACACCCCUAGAGUUGUCACUUUGCUAGAGGUAGAUCCUGAACUCAACCCGGAACAUGUUGAGCACAUGCUCCACAAGUGCCCAGAUGCAAUCCCUGAAGCUAAGGCUGUGCAGUAUGUGAGAAAUAACCAAGGCACGUCGAUGAAACUUGAUAACAAUUACUAUCUGAACAUAUUGGAUAACAAGGGCUUGUUGAUUGUUGAUCACUAA